Messenger RNA from Diaporthe amygdali, 396 nucleotides. Its product is annotated as cytochrome c oxidase subunit. Bases 1 to 396 code for a protein of 131 amino acids. The record is from RefSeq and is a predicted model, not a curated record. Gene Ontology annotation, biological process: mitochondrial electron transport, cytochrome c to oxygen. NCBI's taxonomy places the organism in Eukaryota, Fungi, Ascomycota, Sordariomycetes, Diaporthales, Diaporthaceae. Gene Ontology annotation, molecular function: enzyme regulator activity. The transcript is spliced from 4 exons. Gene Ontology annotation, cellular component: mitochondrial inner membrane.
AUGUUCCCCCAGCGACAGAUCAUGCGCUCCGCGCCGCGCUUCCUGCGCUCCCCCGCCGUCCAGCGCCGCUUCAUGAGCUCGCCCGCCCCCAAGGCCGGCGAGAACGCCUUCAUCAAGGAGCGCCAGGCCGUCAAGGAGCACGCCGCCGGCACCACUGAGCUCUGGAAGAAGAUCUCCAUCUACGCCUGCAUUCCCGGUCUGGCCCUCGCCGGCGCCAACGCCUACUGGCUGUGGUCGGAGCAUUGGGAGCACUGGUCUCACAUGCCCCCUCUGGAGGAGCGCACCGAGUACCCCUACCAGAACAUCCGCACCAAGAACUUCCCAUGGGGUGACGGCGACAAGACCCUCUUCUGGAACGACACAGUCAACUACCACAACAAGGACAAGACCACCUAA